AUGGCGGAGGGAAACGCCGCGUCGCGUUACGUGAAAUUGAGGAAAGAGCAGGCUCCCGUCGAAGAUAUCACCCCCGGCGAGCUCAAUCAGCCCAUAGAUGUUCCUCAGCUGAAUGUUCGCAAGUGCCACGAGUGUAUGCAAGUUCUACCUGAAAGCUAUGAGCCCCCUUCUGAUGAAAACUGGACCACCGGCAUUUUUGGUUGUGCUGAAGAUCCAGAGAGCUGCAGGACUGGUCUCUUUUGCCCGUGUAUACUCUUUGGGCGUAACAUUGAAGCUGUGAGGGAAGAGAUUCCUUGGACGCAACCAUGUGUGUGCCAUGCAGUAUGUGUUGAAGGAGGUAUGGCACUUGCGGCAGUAACCGCACUCUUCAGUGGCUACAUUGAUCCUCAAACAACAGUCGUGAUUUGCGAAGGCCUCUUCUUUGCGUGGUGGAUGUGUGGAAUCUAUUCAGGCUUGUUCCGCCAAGAGCUCCAGAAGAAAUAUCAUCUCAAGAAUGCGCCGUGUGAUCAUUGCAUGGUCCACUGUUGCUUGCAUUGGUGUGCUUUGUGUCAAGAACACAGGGAGAUGAAGAAUCAUCUGUCUGAUGCAGAUGCUUCGUCAUCAACUACUAUGGAUCCUCCUCCAGUUCAAGCGAUGAACACCGAAGAGAAAAAAGACGACUCAUCAUCGUCUUCCUCUUCCUCUCCAUCAUCUGCCAAAAGCCAACACAAUGAUCUCGAAAUGGUCCCUCUAUAG
This is a messenger RNA of Thlaspi arvense, 735 nucleotides long. NCBI's taxonomy places the organism in Eukaryota, Viridiplantae, Streptophyta, Magnoliopsida, Brassicales, Brassicaceae. The record is from the annotation of a GenBank genome assembly.